Cladophialophora immunda is the source of this 762-nucleotide messenger RNA. RefSeq lists its product as uncharacterized. Bases 1 to 762 code for a protein of 253 amino acids. NCBI's taxonomy places the organism in Eukaryota, Fungi, Ascomycota, Eurotiomycetes, Chaetothyriales, Herpotrichiellaceae. The transcript is spliced from 3 exons. The record is from RefSeq and is a predicted model, not a curated record. Gene Ontology annotation, molecular function: oxidoreductase activity.
AUGUCGUAUCCAGAUCUCAAGGGGAACACCUACAUCGUCACCGGGGCGGCGUCAGGCUUAGGACGGUGCACGUCCACGCUCCUGACACAACAAGGAGCCAAUGUCGCUCUCAUCGACCUCCACAAGCCUCAGCAUGUCUUGGAAGAAGUGGAAAAGCUCGGUGGAAGAGGCCUCGCCUUCUCGUGUGACGUCCAGGACCCAGACGCCCUCGAAGCAGUCAUGAAGGAAGUCGUGCAGCACUUUGGGAGCAUUCACGGAGCGGCAAACAUGGCGGGAAUUCUGGGCACCCAAGGCAUCAAGGGGACAGAUUACGCCGUUGACCGGGUGCCGGACGGUGAAUGGGAUAAGAUCUUGGGCGUCAAUUUGAACGGCGUCAAGAAUUCCAUGCGCGCCGAGCUGCGUCACAUGAAGGAUGGCGGGGCCUUGGUCAAUGCUGGGAGCGUUGCAGGACAGCUGGGGCUGCCAUAUAUGGCUCCCUACUGCGCCAGCAAGUGGGCGGUCUUGGGCCUGACAAAAGUCGCGGCCCAGGAGUCAGGAAGCCGUGGCAUCCGCAUCAAUGCUGUAGCUCCAGGCGUCAUCCGAACGCCGAUGACCCAAGCCGGGGCCACCGAUGAGGAGCUAUACGAUAGACUGGGCUCCAGGACUGCUCUGAAGCGACUAGGCGAGCCUGAAGAGAUUGCGAGGGUCAUCACCUUUCUGCUGAGCAAGGAGGCCAGCUACAUAACCGGAGCGGUCAUCAAUAUCGACGGAGGGUUUUUCUAG